Messenger RNA from Fopius arisanus, 815 nucleotides. RefSeq names its product ghiberti (gene ghi). The transcript is spliced from 3 exons. The record is from RefSeq and is a predicted model, not a curated record. The coding region runs from base 419 to 619 and encodes 66 amino acids. NCBI's taxonomy places the organism in Eukaryota, Metazoa, Arthropoda, Insecta, Hymenoptera, Braconidae.
UCAAAAACACUUCGAUUGGAUCUCUGAAACGGGAAUGGGAGUAUCAGAUACAUUGAAUUACGUUCUGUUUUCUAAUCCCGUCAGCUCGAGUGCCGGUUCGUUUGCGAAAACUGCUGCAUCACCUUCCCACCAGUGCCGAACAGCUGCAGAGUGGGGAUGACAUGGAGAUGAGGGGAAGGUGAUAGUGACCGCCGCGCUGUCUCGUGCCGCCUGAGAGAACUUGUCCCCUGUUUUUGGCUUGACAAUACCUGCUUGUAUCAUACCUUAGAUAAGGGCUCUGGUGGGAGAGACUGAGGGAGGAGUUGAUAACCUUGAGGUGUAAUUUGUACAUCAUAACCUAAAAGUGACGGACGAUUGUUUAUCGGAAAACGAGAACAUUGAAAAACAAGUCGAGGCCUGAGGGGAAUUUGCAGAAGCGAUGGGUGGAAUUUUAAACAGUAUUUGGUCGUUUUUCGCAUACUGGUACUUCAGGUACACAAUUGUGACUGAGUUGUACAUGGUUGCCAAGUGGGAGAGGUAUUUUAUGAACAUCUUCUUCCUCGCCAUGUUUGGACUUCUCUUCAUAUUCAACUACAACAUAUUGUUACCUACUACCACAAGUUUAUUUAUUCGCCAGUAAUAAUUACAAUUGUUAACAUGGAUUACUCAAACUACCUGUGCAGACGGGCAGAGCUUGCGACAGAAUAAACCUACAUUAUUUACAUAUUCAUAACUAUAUUGCUUGAAUGAUAAAACUGUGACAAUUGAUUUAUUAUUUUUCAUCAAUUUUUAUAUCGAAAAAUCAGGCUAAAUACAGAUAUUUUGGCAAUAAUCAA